GUACUGUAUAUAAAUACCAUCAUCUCUUGUUCAUUAAGGAGUUUGGAUAUCUGAAAACAUUAUUAAUUAAUAAUAAUAAUAAGAAGAAGAAAUAUCUCAGAUCCGAUCAUAUACAGAUCAGAUCUACAAUCAUGUCUUCAACAUUCUCCGGCGAUGAAACGGCACCGUUUUUUGGCUUCCUCGGUGCUGCUGCUGCCCUUGUUUUCUCCUGUAUGGGGGCGGCGUAUGGGACAGCAAAGAGUGGAGUUGGAGUGGCGUCGAUGGGAGUGAUGAGGCCGGAACUGGUGAUGAAGUCGAUUGUGCCAGUGGUUAUGGCUGGAGUGUUAGGUAUUUACGGUUUGAUUAUCGCGGUUAUUAUCAGUACAGGGAUUAAUCCUAAGGCAAAAUCGUAUUAUCUGUUUGAUGGAUAUGCUCAUCUGUCAUCUGGCCUUGCUUGUGGUCUUGCUGGUCUUUCUGCUGGUAUGGCUAUCGGAAUUGUUGGUGAUGCUGGUGUGAGGGCCAAUGCACAACAACCAAAGCUAUUUGUUGGGAUGAUCCUUAUUCUCAUUUUUGCUGAAGCACUCGCUCUCUACGGUCUUAUUGUUGGCAUCAUCCUUUCUUCACGAGCUGGUCAGUCCAGAGCAGACUAGAAGAACAGCCUUUUGUACACGAGGUGCUGCGUCUUGCUGCUAUUAAGUAAGCGUAUGAUUGUUAUCUUCUCUGUGGUUGUGUUGUUGUUGGUUAAGCUGCAGACAUGAUCAAUUCUUUGGUGGUGAUGAUACCUUGGCCUGGACAGUCUGCCUAUGGCUAUGCACCUAUAGUAGGUUUUAGACCCAAUUUCUAGCUCUCGGCUAUAAUAAAUUUGGUUUCUUUUAUGUCUAUUGUUUUUGCUAUGUGGAGAAUAUCGUUGGACAUGUUAUAUAGAUGGAUAAUUUUGCAGAUUUGCUUCA
Molecule: messenger RNA, 929 nt
Organism: Erigeron canadensis
Lineage: Eukaryota; Viridiplantae; Streptophyta; Magnoliopsida; Asterales; Asteraceae
Product: V-type proton ATPase 16 kDa proteolipid subunit
Exons: 3
Coding region: 132-629 (165 amino acids)
Biological process (GO): proton transmembrane transport
Cellular component (GO): proton-transporting V-type ATPase, V0 domain
Molecular function (GO): proton-transporting ATPase activity, rotational mechanism
Source: RefSeq, a predicted model, not a curated record